GUAAGACAUCGCACUACUGACAAAUUAUUUCUCACGUAAGCAUUUGUCUUCAUCCAAAAAGGGUUCCAUUUACGAUCGGGGAUUAAAGUUUAGAGCCACAGAAAUCGGAACUUCAAUUAAAAUCUCGGGGUACAAUAUGGAGGUGAAAAUUGAAUAUAUAUAUGUCAAGAUACAACCUUUGCAAAACGGGAAUCUUCAUUUGGAAAUAAUAAUCAUCACAACUAUUAAUUAACAAUAUAAACAAAUACAAAAUGUCUAAAGUCUCAAUUGCUGUAAUUGGUCUCAGUGGAUUAUUAGGUAAACCAUUUUUAGAAGCCAUCAACUCUGGAAAGUUCGAUGAAAAAAUUCAAUAUCCUAUCAAAGCUUUAACUACUAAGGAUAUUCCAUCUACUGAAAAAGUUUCUUAUAUCAAGACUGAACUUAAUGAUGAAUCAAUUCCAACUAUUGCUUCUUCUUUAAAGGGUGUUGAUGUCAUUGUUGAAUUAGUUGCUGCUAAUCCAGUUUUAUUCCCAGUUCUUGAAAAAGUAGUUGCUGAAGUUAAACCAAAGGUUUAUAUUCCUUCUGGAUUUGGUGUUGAUCUUGAAGCAAUAACCCCUUACCUUCCAGGUUUCUUGUCUUUGAAACAUAAGCAUCUUGAAAAUGGUAGAAAGAUUGCUGGUGUUAAGACUGUUGACUUUGUUACUUCUUUCUUUGCUGCUCCAGGAGCUUUCUUAUAUGAAUAUGUUGGUGCUGCAGGUAUCAACCCAGCAGAUAAAACUGUUACUGUUAGAGGUAGUGUUGAUCAAAAAUUCUCAUUCUCUUCUCUUGUGGAUAUUGGUUACUCCUUAGUUUCAUUAAUCACACUUCCAUUUGAAAAGAUUCCAGAAACUAUCAGAAUCAACAGUGGAGUUAUUACUGUCCAAGAUGUUAUUGACAAAUAUGAAGCUAACCAUGAUGUUAAAUUAAGUAUUGUUAAAACUAUUUCUAAAGAAGAAGCCUUAAAGGAACUUUUGGAAGUAAUUCCAAAUGGUGAAAUUAACUUUUUCACUCCUGAGUUCACUCUUCCAAACUUUUUCUUAGUUGCUAAUGUUGUUCUCGCUCAAGGUGCUGGUAAGGGUGCUUACUUAACUGAAGUUGAUAAUGAAUUAGUUAAUCCUGGUGAAAAGUACUGGAAAUGGGCUAAAUAUUAGAUACUGAAAUAGUUUUUUUUAUGUAUAUGUAUUAGCAUAAUUGUUUAGUCUAGAAUAAAAAGAAUUUUUUUUGCAAUCGAAUUUCAUAAAAUUAGCUACAUGCUAUAACAAAAGUUG
Molecule: messenger RNA, 1286 nt
Organism: Scheffersomyces amazonensis
Lineage: Eukaryota; Fungi; Ascomycota; Pichiomycetes; Serinales; Debaryomycetaceae
Exons: 1
Coding region: 252-1169 (305 amino acids)
Source: RefSeq, a predicted model, not a curated record